Messenger RNA from Anopheles bellator, 4078 nucleotides. RefSeq names its product sestrin homolog. The record is from RefSeq and is a predicted model, not a curated record. Gene Ontology annotation, biological process: positive regulation of macroautophagy; cellular response to leucine starvation; cellular response to L-leucine. Gene Ontology annotation, molecular function: oxidoreductase activity, acting on peroxide as acceptor; L-leucine binding. NCBI's taxonomy places the organism in Eukaryota, Metazoa, Arthropoda, Insecta, Diptera, Culicidae. The coding region runs from base 1 to 1335 and encodes 444 amino acids. The transcript has 8 exons. Gene Ontology annotation, cellular component: nucleus.
AUGUUCUCUAUGGUCGAUUACUACAACGAUAUGGGGCAGUUCGAGCAGGAUAGCGCCGCCAAAUCCUCUCCAACCACGGCAACGGAUUUGGACCAUGUGACUAAGGUGAUCGCCUACCAUCCCCGCUACUUUAACCACUUUCUCAAAACACAGCGCUUUGUAAUGCAGUCCGAUGGCCCGUUACCGUACGACUACAGAAACUACAUCGCAAUCAUAGCCGCUGCCCGGCACAAGUGCACGUACCUGGUGAACCUCUACGAGGAUGUAUUCGUGGCGAAUGGAGGCGAUCCGAAGUGGCUGAACGGACUCGAGCACAUCCCGGCCAAACUACGUGCCAUUGCGGACAUCAACAAAAUACUCGCCCACCGCCCCUGGCUUCUAAACAAGACACACGUGGAGCGACUAACGAAAGGACAAAACAGUUGGUCGUUGUCGGAGGUGGUGCAUGCGAUCGUGCUGCUCGCCCACUUUCACUCCCUCUCGUCGUUUGUCUUCUCCUGCGGCCUGACACAGGAACUAGACGCCGUUACUAGUCACAAAGUAGAAAACAACAACACCCUCACCCAGAAGACUGCCUUCGAUAGUCUAGACGAUCUGUACAAUGCUCAGCAGCCGCUCGAACUUUUGCCACAACACGCAGAUGAUGGGAAUAUCCGUCCAGAGGUAACGGUCGAUGCGCUGAUGCAGCGUAUGAAGCGACUGUCGGAGAAGAACGAUGAGUGCAGCGAAACCGAGCUCAGCAAUCGCUUCAAGCACGUCGAGAUGCAGACGGCCGAACUACCGGCAGUUGUGCGAGAGGCACCCACCGAGGUGCCGCAGCAGAUUGGGCGCUACGUCGACGAUCCCAGCUUCAUGUACCAGGACUUUGCGAGGCGAGGGGCGGAAAACAUUCCGCAAACGUUUCGGAUACAGGACUACUCGUGGGACGACCACGGAUACUCGCUAGUGAACAGGUUGUACAAUGAUGUAGGUUUCUACCUUGACGACAAGUUUCGUGCCGCGUACAAUCUGACGUACUACACGAUUGCUGGUCGCAAGAAUGUGGAUACAUCCAAGUUUCGCCGUGCCAUCUGGAACUACAUCCAAUGCAUCUUCGGCAUCAGGCACGACGAUUACGACUACGGUGAGGUGAAUCAGUUGCUCGAUCGCUCGCUGAAAAUGUUCAUCAAGACCGCUUGCUGUUUCCCGGAGCGGAUCACUAAACUGGACUACGAUAAUGUGCUGGUAGAGCUACAGCAUAGUGAGAAGGUGCACAUCAAUCUUAUGAUCUUGGAAGCCCGAAACCAGGCGGAGCUGCUGUAUGCCUUACGAGAAAUUAUGCGAUACAUGACAUGAUGAACGCGGCGGCCGUCGCCACUCGCAGCAAAGAAGAAGUGCCUUGGCCAGUAGCGAAAGAAGUUUCGAUGAUAAUGCGUGAUAUGAGAUAUGAGGAUGCGUGGCGACGGGAGACAUUUUAUAAAACAGUCAAAGCCAGAUACAUAUUCAGUUAUCGUUUUGUUUGUUCCCAAACGAAGAGUGUAGGUCUGCGAAUUACAAACUUUGUUGGCUCCUGUUGAGUCGCUGUUUUUGUUGUUGAUUCACAGGAACGUGUUGUGCGAUUCAAAGCGUGUAGACGAGUGAGAAAACCAGGUGUGCAAUGAGCAAGCAGAGUGAUGAAAAGAGGUUGUUGCAAGCAACAGGAAAUGGGCAGUGUGCCACACUUGUUCGUCAGCAUGCGUGCGGAUAUUUAGAAGGGUGAUAUAGUUUUAAUACACUUUGAGAGGUACCUUUUAUUUGCUUUUUGUAAGUCGUGCUAGAUUUUAACAAAAUCAAAAUGAAAACCUACCAAACUUUAGGUCACAGCGAAAUGCAAUAAGCGCUAGUACGGCAAACGGCCGUUUUAUGUCACGAAUAAGGUUUCGAAUGCCAGUAAAGCUUGGACAUGCUUUCACCGUAACUUCAGGACAAGCAAGAGAUCAGCCGUACACAGAACAGUCGAACGUGGGAAUGCCAAUUAUCCCGAAAGUUGAACCUUUAACAAAACGGUAGUGCAAAUUGAAACAGUACGUGUAUCUUGAUAGCGAAUGCAAAGUUUAAGAACAGGUCUUGAAACGAUAAAAAGUCGGAAUGCAAUUUAGAAAUCAUUUACGUGAUAGUUGACAGAGAGAUAACGUUUUGAUUCCAGAUCACGAUUGCACCGCAAACAACCUAUAAACCAGAAUUGCCUCUAAGCCGACGCGUAUCCGCCAUGCAUUUCAUGCAUGCGUUUUGAUGCCAGUUUUCUUUAUUUCUAUUCUUUUGGCUUCGAAAUACGAUGUUCUAUGUCCUAUGUGGCGUCGAAAAAAAAAUUCUUCUCGGUUUUAUAUUAAAUAUUUGCUCUCAUGGAAAAAACAAAUUUCGAAAAGUAUAACAUUAGUGUGAUUUGCUAAGCUUAACGAUAAACAAAUUUGGAAUGCGUCGCCAGAAUUAAAUAGUGGCACUUAUGCAAGCGAAAACCUGCUCUGAUCUCACUGUGAUAAGGUUUCUCUUUGCUUUCCACUAGGCGUACCCAUUCUGACGUCAGCUGAUAUGAUACAAAUUCAAUAAAAAAAGUCAUUCAAACUGCCAGGGUUUAAUUUUAGCAGAGCAUCGUAAGCGAAUCUUCUGUAAUUUCAAGAAAUGCUUUAUAGGGUUCAUUAGUUAUUAGCGUAAGUUUGUUUGAAGCAGAUUCCGCUGGUAACAAAUACAACUGCAUUAUAGCGCACAAACUAAUAGAUACGUUUGUUAUGUAACCAUACAGGAAGACCAAUCGUUCAUGUUAUGUAAUUGUAACGUUUAACAGUUUUUAUUGAAACCCCAUUGGUUCCGUUGACUCAGUUCUUAUGACUGAAGGUAAUUAGAUGCGCUAGCUUUGGAUUUCGUACUUCAUCACCAUGUACGCGGUAACGGAGAACAUGAUAUUAAUUUUGUUUCAUUUUGUCCUGUUUGGUUGAAAGAUCUUACCACAUCUCAAACUGGCAAGCAGAAGGACCCAAGCGAAACUAUAUGCUAGUCUACGGUUGAGAAAAGCAAUCAUCAAAUUAUGUUUUUAUAGGUACCCUUUUUAUGUUGCAAUACGGAAAGGUGCGGGUGCAAUGAAUGAUGAUUUGAUGAUAGGGGAUUGGUAAUUCGUACCGCAACACCUGCAUCAAUCUCUAUGUCUAGCUUUGGAUGUGUAUUACUUAAAAUUUGUAGAACAACUACCGAAGGCCGUUUGUCGUUCAACACGUUUUAAAAUUCGUUUUCCACUGUUUCGAAAAGCAAAUGUUCAAAAUACACAUGAAUUACAUCAAAAAGCGUUAAUCGUGUUGUCGUCGUUAAUCGCCAAGAACGCUAGUGGGCGAUCGUGAUGCAAGCAAACUGUUUUUUUAAUAAAAAAAAUCCACUGUAAAACUAUACAGGUUUUAUUUUUGUAAAUCAUCGCCAUCGCAUGUUUUCUAUCGCUGGUGUAUCGCAUAAGACGAAUAAACACAUUUUAUUGUGUAGGGCUCGUUGUUAUCGCAAUAGACAGACAAAGAAAACCGAACCACAAAGCGUUGUGGUACCCGAUAUGUGAUUUUAUUUGUGCCAAAAGAAAUAAACAAAAGCAAGUUGUGCAACUCGCGACAUAAUACAGAUAUGUGAAAUCGAAUGUUAGAUUCAUCGAUAGAAUCUACGAGUCUGCUUUAUGCUCCGAUAUAGUAUUUUUAUAAUGGUGCACUACGUUAUCUAAUAAACAUAGCAUUUAUGGGAACAAAAUAGCAGUCUCAAGAGGAGAUCAAUGUUAUGGUUUUAUGUCUACAGUGCCUUUAAGGUCAAUCUGUGCAAGCAACCGAAAACCCCUACCGAUAAUGAAAAUAUUAUCUUGUGUGACCGUCUUACAAGAGGCGUAUCGAUCAAUCAAAAUCAGAUAUUACCGGCAACGCACUUGAUGCCAAACGAAAUCAGAAAAAAUGUGUAUUGGGAACUUGCAGCGAUGUACAAAAACAAAAUGUUCAAUAAAUAACGCAUCGUUGGACAUAAACAUGUUACAAUCAUUUCAUAAUGAAAUACGAAUUCUACAGACGUAUGUAGAUUAGACGAGAUGAUAUCAAAUUUAGGU